AGAUAGCAAGACCCAGCUAGCGCCAACACUGGGAGCCUGUGAACCAGAAACUAAACGCUAAAUUUGCGACAUUGGCGCCUGAGAUUGAAGCAAAAUUGAAGCAUUAUUCUGUGGCUAAGAUGUGACUCUACCUCCGUCGAAUGUGUCUCAAACGACAGAAAUAUGUGCCGGUAACUAUCGCGGUUAACGUGAAGACGAAAAGGGCAUCUCUGUGUGUUUGACCGAGCAGCCCGAUCGUAAUCUUCGGAUGAGAGUUCCAGUGUGAACGUUGGUGAACCAUCACGGCAGAAACCCCCUUCUGUUCAACUGAACCGACCCGGUCCUGGUUACUGUAGAGGCGGCCGAGGGGGGAACCACCAAGACUGUCACCAUGAAAUUCACGGAGCAUCUCUCAGCGCACAUCACCCCGGAGUGGAGAAAACAGUACAUCCAAUAUGAGGCUUUCAAAGAGAUGCUGUACGCUGCUCAGGACCAGGCUCCAUCUAUUGAAGUCACAGACGAGGACACAGUCAAGAGGUACUACGCCAAGUUUGAGGAGAAGUUCUUCCAGACGUGUGAAAAAGAGCUGGCCAAGAUCAACACCUUCUACUCUGAGAAGCUGGCUGAGGCUCAGCGGCGAUUCGCCACGCUGCAGAACGAGCUGCAGUCCUCGCUGGACGCCCAGAGAGAGAGCUCGGCUAACGCCCGGGGCCUGAGGAGGAGGAAGACGGUGUUCGCCCUGUCGCAGCAGGAGCGAUGCAAACACAGAAACAUAAAGGACCUGCAGCUGGCCUUCUCCGAGUUCUACCUCAGCCUCAUACUGCUGCAGAACUACCAGAACCUGAACUUCACAGGUUUCAGGAAGAUCCUGAAGAAGCAUGAUAAGAUUCUGGAGACAUCGAGGGGGGCUGACUGGAGGGUGGCCCAUGUUGAAGUGGCUCCAUUUUACACCUGCAAGAAGAUCACACAGCUCAUCUCUGAGACUGAGGCUCUGGUCACAACAGAGCUGGAAGGUGGUGACAGACAGAGGGCCAUGAAGAGGCUGAGGGUGCCUCCACUGGGAGCUGCACAGCCUGCUCCUGCUUGGACCACCUUUCGAGUGGGACUUUACUGUGGAGUUUUCCUCGUCUUAAUGGUUACUGUAGUCAUUACAGGAGCGGUGGUGAUCCGUAGUGCUGAUGUUUGGCCUAUGGUCCGGAUCUACAGAGGAGGAUUCCUCUUGAUAGAAUUCCUCUUCCUGUUAGGCAUCAACACCUACGGCUGGAGACAGGCAGGAGUUAACCAUGUUCUCAUAUUUGAACUCAACCCCAGAAACAACCUGUCACACCAACAUCUGUUUGAGAUUGCAGGUAUGCUGGGGGUGCUGUGGUGCGUCAGCCUGCUGUCGUGUCUCUUCAGUGACAGUAUCCUGGUGCCGAUGCAGGCCAACCCUCUUGCUCUGUACGGCUUGUUCUUCCUCUUCCUCAUCAACCCCUUCAAGACGUGUUACUACAAGUCACGCUUCUGGCUGCUCAAGCUCCUGUUUCGCGUGGUGACGGCUCCGUUCCAUCGUGUGGGCUUCGCAGACUUCUGGCUCGCCGACCAGCUGAACUCUCUAGUGGUGGUUCUGAUGGACCUGGAGUACAUGAUCUGUUUCUACAGCUUCGAACUGGACUGGAAGAAACACGACGGGCUCAUCAGCAGUGAAGGUAGAGACGUGUGCAACUCCUACUCCUACGGCGUCCGUGCCGUCAUCCAGUGUCUUCCUGCGUGGUUCCGCUUCGUCCAGUGUCUGCGGCGUUACCGUGACACCAAGCGGGCCUUCCCUCACCUGGUCAAUGCAGGGAAAUACUCCACAUCUUUCUUUGUCGUCACCUUCGCUGCUCUCUACAGCACGCACAAAGCUGAGAAACACGAUGAUGCCCAAAUCUUCUUCUACUUGUACAUCAGCUGUUUGGUGGUCAGCUCCUGUUACACACUGGUCUGGGAUCUGAAGAUGGACUGGGGUCUGUUUGACCGCAACGCAGGGGAGAACACGUUCCUGAGGGAGGAGAUAGUCUACCCUCAUAAGGCCUAUUACUACAGUGCUAUAGUGGAGGACGUGCUGCUGCGGUUCUCAUGGACUUUAACCGUCACCCUCAGCACAGUCUCUGGUCUGCAUGGCAUCUCUGACAUACUAGCGACUGUUCUCGCCCCGAUGGAGGUCUUUAGGCGUUUUGUGUGGAACUUCUUCCGCCUGGAGAACGAACAUCUGAACAACUGUGGUGAGUUCAGGGCCGUCCGAGACAUCAGCGUGGCUCCGCUCAACGCAGACGACCAGACGCUGCUGGAGCAGAUGAUGGACCAGGAGGAUGGAGUCAGGAACCGGCAGGGCAAGAAGAGCUGGAAGAGGAGCUACAGCAUGAGUCUACGCAGACCACGACUCGCCUCGCAGUCCAAGACCCGUGACACCAAGGUUUUGAUAGAGGACACUGAUGAUGACUCCUGACAUCAGGCCACGCCCCUCGCCUGGGUCCAGAAUCUAUUCAAAGGAGGGAACUCCGCCUCCUAACCGAGGAAUUACCCAGCGAGUCGGGCGUCGAACUCUGAACCGAGGAUGAGUUUUGAACUCUCAUGCCUACAUAAUCCUUUUCCAGUGCACGAGCCUCUGCCUGGGCUCAGAACUUAGAAGACUUGAACAAACAGCCCAGCAGGACGGCCACAGAGCUCCCACUGCUUCCUUCAAUAAUAACCACAGGUGGGAUUAUCACUUAGACUCUGUGAGAGACAUCUCUCCCUGACAUCCUCAACCACCCAGAGGUGGACUCUAGAACUACACUCACUCCUCAGCCAUUUGCUUUGGUUCUCAGCCUAGCAUGAACAACACAGCUAAAUGGAAUGCAAGCCGAUCACCCUGACAGGAAGUGUCCCCACUCCCUCUCAGUGCCACACACUCCCACACAGGGAGAGGCCGACACUUCCAGCCCAACUGCUGUCCAGGUCCAAAAGGUCCCUCCCCCCCCGCCACCCUCAGCUAUUAGUCUCCUCCUCCAAUCCCAGCAUCCAGGUAACACUUAGAAAAAGGCCUUGAAUAAAUGAUGUACCAUUUGCACCUGAAGAAUCCACCUGUAGUCUGGACCUGGAACUGAACCUGAAGCCCCUUUUUGUUUUUUCGUGUGAGUGAAUAAAAGGGUCACACCGUGUGCCCCCCCCGCCGCGCUGGUCAACAGACGAACAUUUGGUACCACCAGUCAGUCGCUGGCUUGACUGUCCGUGCUCUUCAGCUUGUCCCAUCAUCACAGAGCUGCCUACCUGCACCUUACAUGCUUUAGACAUACUCUCUCUCACACACAGACAGACAGACAGACAGACAGACAGACAGACAGACAGACAGACAGACAGACAGACAGACAGACAGACACUUUAUAGGAAGAGUGAAUUGCAAUGCCUAAAGACAGUGAUUUUAAUAUGUUUUAAUUGUUCAUGGACAUGCAACACACACACACACAAACACACAGACUAUAGAUUAUUUGUAACCGUUGUUGUAAAUAUGACAUGGACCAAAACAGGAAGUGGUGUGAAAUUGAAAAACUACUGGAACAGCAGCUGGAAUGACUGUUCAGCUGAGAAACAACUUGUUGUUUCUAGAAGAAGAUGAUGGUCUGAAGUGUCCCGCAGUAACUCCCAGUCACCCUGUGUGAGAAAAUAUCCUGAAACAUUACUGCUGAAUGUAUGCCAACUUAUUUAUGUAUGUAUGAGUGGGAACGAUGCCUGAACACCACCUGUCAUCACCUGUAGACCCAGCACUUUUUAAAAAUCAACCCGAGGAAUUUUAAUUUGUCCCCUGAAACCUUGAGAGAAAAACAGAAGACUGAUUGAUCAGCAGCUGCUGGUUCAUGAAAUAGUCUGUGAUGUUGGUUCAUUGAAAUGUGAUGAUAAUGAUGAUGAUGAUGAUGAUGAUGAAAAGGGGGGAGGUCACCUGUCUGUCACUUACACCCUCAAACAUGCAGUCAGAAGGACUGUACAGUUCAAGCUGAAUCUGAAGGAAGUGGCUCAUCCAGCUGGUUUGGUGCUGAAGGAUCCAUGUGGGUUUGAAUCUGAUUGAGGAAGUAAUUUUAAUAUAUUUGUAUGUUCAAUAUAUAAUUGUAAUAUUCAGCACAUUGUGAGUUUUCUUCUGAAAUCGCCUUUAUUUUACCACAGUAGCAGAGAGAACCAGGACUUUUAUCUUGAUUAAAUUAGAAAGUCUUACUUGCUUCCUGCUGCCCAGUGAAGUGAACUCUAAACUUCCUCCAUGUUUACCUGAUGCCUUGAUAAAUUUAGCGUUAUGCUCUAAUUAGAUCAGUAGAUGUGAACAUGUGGUGAGUACAACAACAUGUCAGACAUGUUUAACAUCAGUCAGGAGGAGAAACUGAAAUGAAUCAGGUGUUUCUGUUAAACAGAGAAACUGAACAGCUGACUGGUGUAAGACCUGUACCUGCUGGUCUUUAUUUGUUCAUGUUAUGAUACCAGAAUUUAUGUGAAUUUCCAUUAACGGCAACCAACUGCAGGUCACACACAGACACCAUCACAUCAUCUGCAUAUUGGCGACUCUUUUCACAAACUUCUUGUCAUCAUGUCAGCGCUGCAGACACUAAUGUCAGUGUGUGCUGCCAGAUCAUUGUUGUGUUUCAGCCGCUGCAGUGACAGGUGGUACCAUCUGCAUAUUUGAAUUGGCAAAGGUUUUUAUGCCGGUUCUUCCUGCCAAUCCAGGGAUCAGUGCCCAACCUGCUCUACCAGCUGAGGAAUGCCCCCUCCCCCACCCCUGUGCUGCCAAGUCAUUAGAGCCACAAAAUCAAAUCAUCUCUAUGGUUUGGUAGAGACGGGUAGUUGUGAUUACACUGGAGAAAAUGUUUUCUAUAUGUUUUUAAUAGAGUGAAGAUUAGAGCUUAGUUUUUCACAUUCCCUAAGUGGUGUGACAUAUUUGAAGUGGGGGCUUGCUGCUCAGCGUUAACACUGAGAAACUGUGUUAAUAGAUAGAGCUUCUGCAAACUUUAUUUACAACUUCCUCUGGUGUGUAAGUAAAUCUUGCAACAUGAAACAAAGAUUAAACCUCAGUCAGGUCAUCUGUGCUGGUUGCAGAUGUCAUAAAAAAAAAUUAAAACACAGCAGUCAGUGUUGGGGUAAAAUUUAGCCAUUGAAAUGCUGCAUGGAGACACCACUACUCCAUAGUACAAAGGAAAUCCACAAGAUUUUUUUGCCCCUCGAGGUUCAAAGUUGAUUCCACCAACAGCUGGUUGUCCUGACAGCAUUAACCUUUUAGGGGACAGAGAGCUACAGAGUCCAUAAAGGAAAUAGCUCGUAGCUCAUUAGUUGUGUUGCACCCUUCACUUUUAUUUAAAAUCCUCGGAGUAAAAACUGUUUGCUCACAGUUGUGAAACAGGAGUUAAUUCUACAGAUACAAAUAAACUGUGUGAUCUUAUUGUUCCAUUAGUAACCAAGCUAAGCUAACGAGCUAAAGGAUGUUAGCAAGCUGAUUUUCUUUUCUCUUUUAUUAAACUUUUUAUUAAACACUGUGUACAACAGUGAACAACAGACCAGGAGGGAGUAAACAGAACAGCAGGGAGAAUCUCCAGGGGUUAUCCUAGAGUUAGCUGUGAUUAGCUCACCAGUAACAGCAGCUCAGCAGUUAGCCUAUUAAACAAAACAUUUAGCAAUGACAUGCAGCUUAACUCUGCUCCACCACCCAAACCCUGACCUUACAGGUGCCUCCUUGGAGCUGGAUUUUGGCAGCUCAGGAAGUAGCUUGAGGUUUGCAAUAAACCUCUGUGCCCAUCCAGGAUGAAGCUUUAAAUUGGAGUGAGCUAGAAAAUGUUGAUCUUAAAAAACAUUAAACUGAAAACAUUUUUAAUGAGGUCUUUAGUUCAGUCAUAUAAAAUGCAUCUGUGGCUGCAGCUUUUCCUGGAUCCUUUGUCGUUUCAUGAUACAACUACAGUCACAGAUGAGCAGCUCUCUGACUGACCUCAGUUUGUCUCUGGACAGUAAAAGUAGCAGCUCUAAGUUUUCUACUUUGCCUUUUGUUGCACCUCUGGAGCUCAGGACUCGUCUCUUGUUUCUAUCUGUUAAUCAGAACGUUUUUUACACAAGCUUUGAAACUGCUGUCUGUCUUCUAUCAUUUUCUUGCAGCGGACACAAUCAUUCCAUCCAAAGAGAACAGUUGAACUUUCUAAAGGACUUUUAUUUUCUACUUCCUCAGGUUUUCAUGUUGAGAGACGUAUUAGAUUAUCAUAAACCCAUUAUUCCUGUGUUAUAAAGAUUUGAGCUCAGGACAUAGUUUUGCACCUUAGCCUGCUGAUGCACAAGCAGGACGUGAGCUUAUUGACUUCCUGUCACCUGAUCCCUCAUUUUUUUUUGGCAGUCCUUUAAUGAAUGUACCAUUUGAGACCUUUACUCCAUGAAUGUAUGUUUCUCACAUAAAUACACCCAGAGAUCUGCUUUAGCAUAGCUUUUAGCUUAGCAUCCAAAUCCAGGAAGUAACAUACGAUGAUCUCUGAAAACUGUUUGUGUCCCAUUACAGAGCCUGAUGGAGUUGUGUGUUUCACAUGUUAUGUGUUUCUCUUGUUGAUUGAUGAUUCUGUUCCGGCAUGCUGACCAUGCUGUGACUGAUUUGGACCAUGGUGUACUGGGAUUAAAGUUAGAAAACAUACCUUUAGUUCUUCUUCCACAUUCCAGGUGAUGCCUCACUCUCCCAUUACAUCUGAACGCCACACUUGUAUGUGGAGGUUUGUGAGACUGUGACAGACGGUGAAACUAUCCCCCCUUUUCCAGGUGUCAGUCCAAAUGAAAGCUGCCAGUCAAGGACAGGGCUGGGUCUCACACACAGACAGAAGUGUGUUGUUUGUGAGAUACCGUGUUGGCAUCUCACAGUUAAAGUUCAGGAUUCAGAUUCCAGAUUUCAAUCAGAAUUCAUCUGAUUUUAUUCAGGCACAGUUCUGGAACAACAGCUUGUGUUUAAACAUUUAAAUCCUGAAACAUUCGGCCUCUUUUGUCAGAUGAAAACAUGAGUUGUGUAGAAACCAGAACCACUGAUACCCAGCUCUGGUCCAGAGAGGCGGAUCCUUCUCGACCAAACAGAAGUUCGUUCCGAACGUCUUAAGGAUUUUUUCACCAGUUCCAUUUUCCAGUUUCAUCAGGCCUUAUGCAAGAACAUGUUCGUAUUCUUUUUGUUUGUACUAACAUCACAAGUCAGAUUCAGCAGACUGGUAUUGGCCUGAUGAUGUUACCUGUUCAUGUGCAUAUGACACUGUAAAGCUUUUCUCAUUGA
Messenger RNA from Seriola dumerili (greater amberjack), 7237 nucleotides. RefSeq names its product xenotropic and polytropic retrovirus receptor 1 homolog. The coding region runs from base 371 to 2446 and encodes 691 amino acids. NCBI's taxonomy places the organism in Eukaryota, Metazoa, Chordata, Actinopteri, Carangiformes, Carangidae. The record is from RefSeq and is a predicted model, not a curated record. Gene Ontology annotation, biological process: phosphate ion transport; cellular response to phosphate starvation. Gene Ontology annotation, molecular function: inositol hexakisphosphate binding. Gene Ontology annotation, cellular component: cytoplasm; plasma membrane; Golgi apparatus. The transcript has 16 exons.